CUGCAGGUGCUAUCGCAAGUAAACGGAGGUGUUCGAAUUCGUAGGCAGGCCGGUUACGAUGGUUAUUCUAGCGUGGAGGAAGCUCACGGUGGUGCAGGUGUCAGCGGUGGCAUCACUUCCAGCUUCGGUGGUGGGGGCGGUGGAGCGGCACCUUCGCCGGUACCGGCUGGUGGUUGCUGCGGAUGCGGUGUAUCACCGCCUGGGCCACCUGGACCACCCGGUCCCGAUGGACAAGACGGCCACGAUGGUGAGCAAGGACCGCCUGGAAGGGAUGGACCGGAUGCACCACAAGAACCACCAAUACAACCUCACAUUGACUGGUGCUUUGACUGCCCGGAUGCGCCAGCUGGUCCACCAGGAAAUCCAGGACCGAAAGGACCGCCCGGCAAUAUUGGACCUCCGGGCAAGGAUGCAGACGGUGGAAACAGGGGUCCGCCAGGACCGCCUGGAAAUCCCGGACCGAAUGGUGCACCUGGUGCACCAGGGCUGAAAGGGCAGCCGGGUCGGCCUGGAAUUGUUGUCGAAAAGCCAGGACCGGAUGGGCCACCUGGGCCGGUGGGACCACCUGGCAAGCCUGGACCCGCAGGAGAACCCGGAGUGAAUGGAAAACCUGGGCAAGAUGGUCCACAGGGGCCGCCUGGCGAAAUGGGACAAAACGGAGCACCCGGAAAACCAGGCGCGGAUGGACCAGUUGGACCUCAGGGCGAACGUGGUGCUUCUGGCGAGUGCAGCCAUUGUCCACCACCACGAACGGCACCUGGAUACUAG
Messenger RNA from Gongylonema pulchrum, 768 nucleotides. The record is from the annotation of a GenBank genome assembly. NCBI's taxonomy places the organism in Eukaryota, Metazoa, Nematoda, Chromadorea, Rhabditida, Gongylonematidae.